AUGCCAAGACUUGCUUUAAAAUUUUUUAUUAUUUUAGUAAUAAAUCCUUGAAUUGCAUGGUGUCAAUUAAAUAUGCUUGAACUUAAGUUCAAAUUACCUCGGUCAUACACUUUAUGUGUUCCCACAAGUUUAGCAAUGGAUCGCAGGUCAAAAAUUGAAAUCCCUUCUCCUAAAAAAUCUAUCCAAGAUGACUAUAGGCGAUUUUCCGAACAAAUAAAGUUACCACCUUUAAGAAGGACUCGGCCUAGGAUAGAAAGUUGCAAUGCAUGCAUAGGAUCUUCAAAUGAAUAUCUAGGCAAUCAUAAAGUUGUAAAAACACUUAAAUACCUACCUUACAUAUAUGCACAAUCUGGUUUUGAAGGAGUGAAUGAUGCUUUAUCUGACCUUAAAAAAGAAUUGGAUGAUUCUCCAGGAAUUGAGAGGAAAAUUGGGUUUCUAAAUAUUUUCCAAGAAAUAAGGCCAAAAGAUCAGCAGUUUCAAAGGAGUAAGACACUGAAUUAUUUAAGAUAG
Messenger RNA from Blepharisma stoltei, 510 nucleotides. The record is from the annotation of a GenBank genome assembly. Lineage: Eukaryota; Ciliophora; Heterotrichea; Heterotrichida; Blepharismidae.